Messenger RNA from Argentina anserina (silverweed cinquefoil), 2347 nucleotides. Its product is annotated as recQ-mediated genome instability protein 1. Lineage: Eukaryota; Viridiplantae; Streptophyta; Magnoliopsida; Rosales; Rosaceae. Gene Ontology annotation, biological process: resolution of meiotic recombination intermediates; double-strand break repair via homologous recombination. The transcript has 8 exons. Gene Ontology annotation, molecular function: nucleotide binding. Gene Ontology annotation, cellular component: nuclear body; RecQ family helicase-topoisomerase III complex. Bases 125 to 2068 code for a protein of 647 amino acids. The record is from RefSeq and is a predicted model, not a curated record.
AACUUCUGGUUGAUUGGUCCGGAUCGAUCUCAAUCGGGCCGGGUCAAAGAAGCCCAUUUACCAAAACUUGAUUUUCAUCGUCCUCUAAAACCCCUCCAAAUCCCUAAAUUGAGCAAAACCAAAAAUGAUCAGAAGACGACUCCAGCUCAGUUACUCUUCCGACGAAGAAGACGAAGCGCCACCGCAACAGCCGCAACCGUCCACCGCACCUCAACCACCCGUUACCCAAGCCCGUCCCAGCCCCUACCCAUCCGGACCGCUCCCAAUCUCCUCCUCCUCCGACGACGAGGAGUUCAUCGACGUCGCUGACAACCUCUCGCCACCGUCUCCAGAGUUUCCGGAAUCCCAUAAUGUACCGCCGCCUCCACCGAGCUCCGGCGGAUGUCCGAUUGGCGAGUUUCUCCAGGGACUUGGCUUACGGCUGAAGCAGGAGUGGUUGGAUGGCUGCGUUUUGGGGCUACAGCAGUCCGUGCCGGGGUUUCGAAACCUCGACUCGGUGGCGAAGGCCAAGCUUUGCUUCGAGCAGUUCUUGGUCUCCGAUAUGAAUCUCUCCGGCGGCGGCGUGCUCCCUCAGAACGUGGCCUCUCUUCAUCAGGCUGAUCUUCCAGGACCUUAUGUGUUGCAGGUUGAUGAGAUUGUCAACAUGAGCAAUCCAUUGAAGAUCAGGUAUCAGAAAGCUUCCGCAGGGCACAAAAGGUGCCUCAAGCUGUCCAUGACUGACGGUGUCCAACGUGUUUUCGGCAUGGAAUACAGGCCCAUUCAGGCCCUUGAGGCUUUGGCUCCUGCUGGAUUCAAGGUUGUUGUGUGCAAUGUACAUAUACGCCGUGGACUUCUUAUGCUGGUCCCUCAAUCGCUUGAAGUGCUAGGAGGAUUUGUUGAUGAGCUGGAUGCGGCACAAAAAAGGCUUGUGGAGGAGGUGAAUAAGCCACCAAGGGGAAACAGAACUAGGAAUGGAUCAGUUCCGCCUCUAGCUAAUAGGGCAGCCCUUGCCGCCUGGCCUCCUGAUGGUGUUCAUGUUGCUGGACAGGCUAAUCCUUCCACAUUGGAAGCCCCGACUCCCCUUCAGGCGUCUAACCGAGGUGCUGGUAGAAAUAGCAUGCCAAUAACUACCCAAGAGACUGUUCCUCGACGUACAGAACCUGCUGUUUAUCGUCCAUCACCUCGUAUUGAGGAAGAUAUGCCUAUGGAUUCUAUUCCCAAUAGUGGAGAAAAUGUUGUAUCUAACCCAUCUUCUUAUGAUUUUGGUGUUCAGAGACUCAAUAUAAAUACCUUUCCUUAUACUAGUGGAAAUACAAUGCCUAAUACUGCCAUUGCUGACCCACCCAACCUACCUUAUGAGGAUGCUUUGGAUAUUGAAGAGGACAUUGAUAUGGAUGCUGCAUCUAUUAGUAGUGAAACUCAUGGACCUCGUCCGUCGACUUUGGAUGAUUAUGAUGUCCAUCUGGUUAAUGAGGCUGAAGCUUUCCCUUCGUCAGAUGCAAUCAUGAAUGCAGAGGAUACUGAUGUCAUGAAUGAGAUGGAGCACCCACUCCUACUGCUUAGAGAGCGAGAGCCCCCUUUUGUUUACUUAUCUAGUUUGUCUCUCAGGUUGGGAACCAGUAACAUUCAAUCUGUCCGAGGGAAAGUUAAGUGUGUAUUGACUGGUGUCAAGUCUUUCCAAUAUAAGCAGAAAUAUGAUCUCCGGGCAUACAUUGAUGAUGGCGGUAUGAUUUCAGAGAUUCUCAUUGAUCACGAUGUUGUACAGAACAGGAUAGGUCAUUCUCCCGAGGAUGUCAAGGCCUGCCUUUCUUCCCCAGAUAAGGCCAUAGUGUCUAAAAUGAAGGCAAACAUGAAGCAGUUGCAAGUUUUCUUAGCAGAUUUCGAGGGGAUUAUGCUCAUAGAGAUGAGUAGAGGAUCUGAUUUUCCAGUAGCCCUUGAGAUGAAUCAGGGCUGUCCUUCGUCAGAGGCAUGGCUACUUUUGAGGAGACUAAAGGGCUCCCCUCCGACUCAGGCAUCAGAAAGUCACUCAUCACGCCUGGCUCAGGCGUCACAAGGUCUGUCCUCCUGCCCCAUUGAUAUAUCGCCAUAAGCACUGAAUUAGUUUAGGUCAGGCAGCAUUAUGCUGUACUUUAAUUUAUAUGGUAGGAAAGGAUCCAACUGGUGAAUGUUGUGUCAUCCAUUUUACAUCUGUAGAUAGGUUGGUACAUUCUCAGCUCAGUGGAUUACAAACCACAAAUUGAAGACGUAGAUACUAGCUUAGUUUGAGUAGGUGUGCUCAACAAACUGUAGGUAGCUUAUUAAGAUUGUAAAGUACAGAUGUCUACAGUGAUUCUCCAUCUUCGUGGAGGAAAACUUCUUAGUAACAAUC